Messenger RNA from Nothobranchius furzeri (turquoise killifish), 3061 nucleotides. RefSeq names its product progesterone immunomodulatory binding factor 1 (gene pibf1). Lineage: Eukaryota; Metazoa; Chordata; Actinopteri; Cyprinodontiformes; Nothobranchiidae. Gene Ontology annotation, biological process: cilium assembly. The record is from RefSeq and is a predicted model, not a curated record. Gene Ontology annotation, cellular component: centriolar satellite.
GCUGGUAGCCUGAAGCGGUACCCUUGAAAAUGAAAACAAAUCACAUCGUUGCUGUUUACGUGCCAUGUCUUUUGUAUUUUUUUAAAAAUAUGUUGGCUUUGUAUUUGUACGGUUUUAGUCAUGAUGAAGCUGUGCUGUGUUAGGGUUUUAUGCUACAAACUCACGUUUAAGUAUCAAUUAUCGCGAUGACCUAAAAACACCUGAAUAAACUUAAUAAACUCGCCCACCGUGUCAGUUGGAGGAAAAAAACUGGACAAAAAUGCCUCCUAAAAAGCAGCAGCUAAAACCGACAGCAAAUGUCUCCAGCUCCUUGGACCUGGAGUCCGAGGACAUCAGUCUGGAGACAACGGUACCGACCACCGAGGAUGUCUCCUCAUCCGACGAGCAUCGUGACGGCUCCCAGAAGGUGACACGCCAGCUGAUCGAGAGGAAGGAGCUGCUGCACAACGUCCAGCUGCUAAAAAUCGAGCUUUCUCAGAAGAAUCUAGUCAUAGACAACAUGAAAGCUGAUCACAUGUCAAAGAUUGAUGAGCUGGAGGAGAGGCUGAAUGAUGCUCUACACCAGAAACAAGUGUUGACUCUGAGGCUGGACAGCCAGCUGAAACUUGCUCAGGAGGACAACAGGAAGCAGCAGAGUCUGCGCAGACAGGAGAUGGAGGCCAUACUGCUCAGGCAGCAGCAGUUGGAGGAGACGAAUCGACAGCUCUGUGAGAAGGCAGGAGAGCUGCGGAGGUCUCUCAGGGAUCUGGACAUUUCACAGGAAAGGUACCAGGAGCUCCGCAGCCUCCCUGAGGACAAACUCUCCAUACAGGAAUACGUAGCUAUCCGUUUUUAUGAAGCCAUGAAUCCUCUGCGGACUCAACUGACUCAACUCAGCGAGCAGAAAAGCUAUCUGACCGAAGAGCUGGAGCUACACAGGAACAAGAUGAAGGUUUUGAUGGAGAGCUAUGAUGAGGAGCGGCGGCUUCGUUCGGAGCUGGAGCUGAGAAGCCAAAGACUGACCUUAGAGCUGGCGGACACUAAGCAGCUGAUUCAAGAGGGCGACUAUCGCAGAGACAACUACCCAAACAUCAAACGUGAGCGUGAUACGUUUGAAGCAGAUUUGAAGGAGCUAACAAAGAGAUUCGAGACUGUAGAACGGGCUCACGCUGCCCUGACCAAAGACAGAGACACGCUGAGCAAGGAGGUGGCGACGUUGCAUCAGUCAGUUACACUCCUGCAGAAGGACAAGGAGUACCUCCACAGACAGAAUAUGGAGCUCAAUGUCCGAUGUGCACAUGAAGGAGAUCGCCUCGAGAGGCUUCAGGUGCAAUUAGAAGACACUAAAAAAGCCAGGGAGGAGGCCUAUGAAAAAUAUGUUUCAUCCAGAGACCACUACAAGUCCGAGUAUGAGAACAAACUGAGGGAGGAGCUGGAGAACAUCCGGCUGAGAACCAGCCAGGAGAUCGAGAACCUGCAAAGAACCUCCAGGGAGAUGUAUGAGAGAGAGAACAGGAAUUUGCGUGAAGCCAGGGAUAACGCAGUCCUGGAGAGAGAGAGAGCUGUAGCUGCUGAGAGGGAUGCUCAGUCCAGAUAUGACCAGCUGCUGGAGCAGUUUCGUCAGCUCCAGCUGGGCACCGACAGCCGGGUGGCAGAACUGUCCAGCCGGUCCAAGCUGCACUCAUUCGAAGCCGAGCGAGCUCAGAUGCUCAAGGAGGAGACGGCUAAAGCCCUGGCACAGUGCCAACUGGAGUGUGAGAAACAACAGAAGAAAUUAGAGCUUCUCACUCAGGAGUUUUACAGACUACAAACAUCGUCUGAGAAGCGGGUGGCCGAGCUUCAAGCUCAGAACGCCGAGCAGGCGUCCCGCCUGGAGACGUAUGAGAAGCUGGAGCAAGAGCUGGACCAGGUCACCAUGCAGGCGGCCGAAAUUGAGGAUGAGGAAGAGGCAGAGAGGGUUCUGUUCUCAUACGGCUACGGAGCAAACGUUCCCACAACGGCCAAAAGGAGACUGAAGCAGAGCGUUCACCUGGCCCGCAGGGUGCUGCAGCUCGAGAGGCAGAACACGUCACUGAGGAGGGAGCUGGAGAGACACAAGUCACAGGCAGGACAGACUGCUCAAGAGCUGUCUGCCGCCAACCAGCUGUUGCAGCAGACGCAGCAGCCGUACAGCUUUAUGAUCGAGACGGUGAGAGAACGAGACGCACAGAUCAGCCGGCUGAAGGAGCGCGUCUCCUCUCUUGAGGACGACGUCAGCUCUCUGAGGAAAGAGCGUAAUGCUCUGCAGCAGGUAAAAAACGACAUGGCAGCCGACCUGGAGCGACUUCUCAACAACAGAGAGGAGUUGGCAGUGAUGAAGCAGGUCCUGAUCGGCAUGCGGUCCGGACAAAGCGACGCUCUGAAUCGGUUUGAAACAGAAAAAGGUGGUGCAAAGACUUCAGAAACAGGAAAGCAGCGAUCCAAACGUGUUGGCCGCACUGUGGAGGAGGAAUCGCCUAACAAGCCCAAACCUACUGUGUUUACCAAAAGCGACGUUCCUGAUUGGUACCAAAGGCUAAAACAGAAACCCAAAUAACCAUUUCCGUCUGUGCUUAUCCUGUAAUUUAUUUUAAAAUCUUGUGUGUGUGUGUGUGUGUGUGUGUGUGUGUGUGUGUGUGUGUGUGUGUGUGUGUGUGUGUGUGUGUGUGUGUGUGCGUGCAUUUAAAGAACCUUUCAAAUAUGAAAGCAAAACCGUUUUAGUUUGUCUUCACUUUUGUGUGAAUUUUCCUCAGCAGAUCAAUUUUUCUCUGUUAGUCUAAAGUCAGCGGUAUUACCAUCCACAUUCCCUCUUUACUGGCUGCCCAAGCAUUCCUUUUUCCUGCCAGUGGUCUAUUUUAUUGGGUCUGUCUAUCAUUAUUUCCUCGUCUUUUUGUCUACACAUAGUGGUUGCUACAGACAAACAACACCGCGGAAACCUUACACUUUGAUUUGCAUGAGCUGAAGCUCUUUGGCUUUAAAUAUAGACAUAGUAGGCAUACCUUUAUCAUUUAAGUUCAUGUUCUUAUUGGUGUCGUAUUAAACUCUACCACAUGGCCACUAGAAA